Molecule: messenger RNA, 1220 nt
Organism: Orycteropus afer afer
Lineage: Eukaryota; Metazoa; Chordata; Mammalia; Tubulidentata; Orycteropodidae
Gene: YPEL5
Product: yippee like 5
Source: RefSeq, a predicted model, not a curated record
GGCCGGGGCCUGACUAAACCUGAAGACUCGGGUCGCCUGGGGGCUUCAUCCCAGCUGGAAAAAGUAGAACCGGAGGGAGUCGAGAAUCUCACAGCUGCUCAGGGUUUUUAGAACUUCAACUCGAAAAAUGGGCAGAAUUUUCCUUGACCAUAUUGGUGGUACUCGUCUGUUUUCUUGUGCAAACUGUGAUACAAUCUUGACCAACCGCUCAGAACUCAUCUCCACUCGCUUCACAGGCGCCACUGGCCGAGCAUUUCUUUUUAACAAGGUAGUUAACCUGCAGUACAGUGAAGUUCAAGACCGGGUGAUGCUCACUGGCCGUCACAUGGUUCGAGACGUGAGCUGCAAAAACUGCAAUAGCAAACUGGGAUGGAUCUAUGAGUUUGCCACUGAAGACAGCCAGCGUUAUAAGGAAGGCCGUGUGAUCCUGGAACGUGCUCUAGUUCGAGAGAGUGAGGGCUUUGAGGAGCAUGUACCAUCUGAUAACUCUUGAAGAAAAAGAGAUAAAUGCCAUCUUUUCCCAGGUCUCCUUCACUGAAAACAAAAAUCUACUUACAUACACUGUCACCUUAGCAUCCGAGUCGGAUUCAUGAACUGCGGAACCAGAGGUUGUGAGAAUCUAAGAUGGAAUCCUUUUCUUUCUUUCUUUCUUUUUUUUUUUUUUUUUUUAAUUUUCGAUCCAGCAGCAGUGUGUAGAGAGAAUAUUAUGCAGAUGCCGUUAAUUUUUUUUUUUUUCCUUGUGUUUACAUCUGAGGCAGAAAUAGUCUAUCUGCAGUUACAUAGUGGACUAAGUGAGGAAAAAAUCUGGGCUAUUAGAGUGAAAAACAGUGUUUUAUGUAAAUUUUGAAAGGAAAAUAUGUCAAGAGCAUGGUUUUUAAAACUUAUUUGGGCUUCAUUUUAAAACUUUCAAAAAACCCAGUUAUUUUACCUGAUUUGCUAGCUUCAGAGAAGAGAUCCGAAUUUGUGACCAGAGCUAAAGGUCCAGUGUUAGUAUGGCUUGUGCUGGCCAUUGUGCCAUAUUCUUGUUGGAGAUGAACCGUAGCACCAGAGCCCAUUCUUCCUUGUCGGUCUUGACCCAAAGAUGUCACCAUUCCUAGUUAUUUGUCACCACAUAAUUGGUGUUGAUUGGAAAGUUUUCCUGAAAUGGAUGGGGCAGAACUGCUUGGUUGUCUUUUUCCGUGUAACUUAAGCAUAGUAAUAUAAAUAAAGUGAUAGUUGGA